CAGAGAGCGCCGUGGCGGCUUGUGCUCGGCCGCCGGUUCCGGAGGAGGGCCGGACCCGGCUGGGUGGGUGGGAAGUGCGGCUGGUAAUCUGGCAGCCGCCGAGAGAGAGAAGAUUAUAAAUGCCAGAGCCAUUUAAAUGAUGGUUAGCUGUUGAAUUCUGACACUUCCUUAAAUACCUUCUUGCACCAACAUCUUCAGUGGGAAGAGUUCAGGAAAAGUAGCAGAGGGAAGGAGAGACAACAGUUACAUGUACCAUGGCUAUACCAAUAACAGUACUUGACUGUGAUCUCUUGCUAUAUGGCCGAGGUCACCGCACAUUGGACCGCUUUAAGCUGGAUGAUGUGACAGAUGAAUACUUGAUGUCCAUGUAUGGGUUUCCUCGACAGUUCAUUUAUUACUUGGUGGAGCUCUUGGGGGCCAGUCUUUCUAGACCUACUCAGAGAUCCAGGGCUAUUAGCCCAGAGACACAGAUCCUUGCAGCACUGGGCUUCUAUACCUCAGGUUCCUUCCAGACUCGGAUGGGGGAUGCUAUUGGAAUCAGUCAGGCAUCUAUGAGUCGAUGUGUUGCCAAUGUCACCGAAGCGCUUGUGGAAAGAGCUUCGCAGUUCAUCCGCUUUCCAGCUGAUGAAGCCUCCGUGCAGGCUCUGAAGGAUGAAUUCUAUGGGUUGGCAGGGAUGCCAGGGGUCAUAGGGGUGGUUGACUGUAUCCAUGUGGCAAUCAAGGCACCAAAUGCUGAAGACCUUUCCUAUGUGAACCGCAAAGGUCUUCAUUCUUUAAACUGCCUCAUGGUGUGUGACAUCAGAGGGGCACUGAUGACUGUGGAAACAAACUGGCCGGGGAGCCUCCAGGACUGUGCUGUGCUGCAGCAGUCUUCUCUCAGCAGUCAGUUCGAAGCUGGGAUGCACAAAGAGAGCUGGCUGCUUGGUGACAGUUCCUUCUUUCUCCGCACCUGGCUUAUGACCCCACUUCACAUUCCCGAAACUCCAGCCGAAUAUCGCUAUAAUAUGGCCCAUUCUGCAACUCACAGUGUGAUUGAGAAGACUUUCCGAACCCUCUGCUCCCGAUUCCGCUGCCUGGAUGGAUCCAAGGGGGCACUGCAGUACUCACCGGAGAAGUCCAGCCACAUCAUCUUGGCCUGCUGCGUCCUCCACAACAUCUCCCUGGAGCAUGGGUUGGAUGUCUGGUCCUCUCCAGGGACAGGACCCGUGGAACAGCCUCCUGAGGAAGAGUAUGAGCACAUGGAGUCCUUGGACCUAGAGGCUGACCGUAUCCGUCAGGAGUUGAUGCUCACUCACUUCAGCUAAUGUGGAAGGUGGGGAGCGGGGAGGCUUUCCAGAAGGAGCUGUGACAAACUUUCCCUCUCACCACCCCCUACACAGUUCCAUCAUCUAGCAUAACUGAGCGUGUGGACACUUGUCACAAACUGACAUUUAAUCUGCGUGUUUUAGAAAGGUUGAGGCUAGGCCAGAAUAUCUCGAUUCAUUUGCAAGUUUAUUAACUAAACCAAAACCUCCGAGACAACAGUUCUCUACUAUCCAUUGAACACCAGGUUAGCACCACUCACUCAUUUGAAAGUUCCUUGGUUGUAGACGUUUAUAUCGUGCUUACAAAAUCAAAGCAGUUAUCUAGAGAUUUCAAAAGAAAACAAUACUUGUCCUGAAAGAUAUGGAUGGCAUUUUAGCUUUUCUACUUUACUACCUAUAAAGGCAUAAUCUGAGGCAAGUGUGAAGAGUAAAUUUCAGUUGGGAAAUGGUCUUCUGACAUAAAUAAACGGCUACUAAUGUGAUUUUUCAGCUUUGUGUUUUUAAGAGGAGGUUAAGGACAGUCCAAAACCUCCAUCUUAAUUCUGUCUGUAAUAACUGAGCUGUGGCUUGGACCUAGUUCCCAGGGAGAACAUCUGGACUCCAAUCUCUUACUUCCAACCCUGAGUAGGAGCUAAAGGCUAAAUGGGUUUAAGAAUUCAAUCAGCUUAAAGAAGACAAGUCAAAUAGAGACAAAAUAGCAAGCUUACACUUUACAGGGGAUCUAAAGACCCUGAUAGAUUGAUGGGCAAAGGAAAUUCACCCAGGUUUAGACAGUCCACAUCUAAAUAGAUCACAUUUCUUAUGAUCAUGAUGUUAGGAUGUCUUUUGGGCCAUUCUGCUUUGAAAUUCCUUGUUCAGAAAGAAAGUUUAGGGGAUACAGAAGACAUGUAAUAAAAAGGAGAGGUAAGGGCUUCCCUGGUGGCGCAGUGGUUGAGAGUCUGCCUGCCGAUGCAGGGGACACGGGUUCGAGCCCUAGUCCGGGAAGAUCCCACAUGCCGCAGAGCUGCUAGGCCCGUGAUCCAUGGCCGCUGAGCCUGCACCUCCAGAACCUGUGCUCCGCAACAGGAGAGGCCACAGCAGUGAGAGGCCCACGUACCGCAAAAAAAAAAAAAAAAAAGGAGAAGUAAAAGGAAUAUAAUUUAUUGGUAUGAAAUGAAUUUUGGAGUUAGACCUACUUGAAUAUCUUCUGUGUAAAGUGAUGGACAGAAUUUCUCAGGAAAUAAAUAAUCCUCCACCAAGUCUUAUUCUAAAAUUAUACUGAUAUAAAAAUAACCUGAUUGGAAUAAUGAAAGUGUGAAUUAGGUUCACACAUUGGUGCCUUUGCUGGGACAAAAUAGAGACUUCCCUGAGGAUUGUUUUGUUCCCAGUUUCUCAGCCAUUCACCCGUGUGAUCCCUCUGAAUUGUCCUCAUGGAUCAUUUCCUACCUGUCUUUGGCAGUGUUAAUCUGGUGAUUUUCAAAGUAAAGAAAUGAACAGCUGAUGACCAAAGAAAUGUGGAAAUAAAUUGAAGGUGACUGAUCCACAAGAUUAAAAACAA
Messenger RNA from Lagenorhynchus albirostris (white-beaked dolphin), 2841 nucleotides. RefSeq names its product harbinger transposase derived 1 (gene HARBI1). The transcript has 3 exons. The record is from RefSeq and is a predicted model, not a curated record. The coding region runs from base 255 to 1304 and encodes 349 amino acids. Lineage: Eukaryota; Metazoa; Chordata; Mammalia; Artiodactyla; Delphinidae.